This is a messenger RNA of Macaca mulatta (Rhesus monkey), 3116 nucleotides long. RefSeq lists its product as uncharacterized. The record is from RefSeq and is a predicted model, not a curated record. NCBI's taxonomy places the organism in Eukaryota, Metazoa, Chordata, Mammalia, Primates, Cercopithecidae.
UCCACUGCACUCCAGCCUGGUGACAGAGCGAGACUGUGUCUAAAAAACAAAAACAAAACCACCACCACAACAACAAAAAAGGAGGGCAGGAUAAAGCUCUGAGAGAUUCUGUUUUCUGAGGCCUAAAGAGCCCCAACAUUCUAACACAGGACUAUCUUUCACCUUCAUCACUCUGAUGCUGUUCCAAAGCUGCUUUGGGAACCACGGACCAAAGUCCACAUAAUUUAACAGAAGAAAUACUUACUGUUUCAGUCACUGAGGAAAUAACAAGGGUCCUGGGAGUGAUGAGCCAUGAACUGUGGAUGGAAACUAAUGUACAUGUUUCAUAAUAUCACAGGGGUAUACUGGAUAAAUCAUUUGAGAAGAAGCUGGGACAUUUGCAUGUGUUAUUCCCUUUCUGGAACUUUCUCCCACCACACACCUUUGUCUUGUUGAUGCCUUUUUGUCCUUUAGGCCUCAACUGUCAACGGGGAUGCCUUUUCUGGUCUGGCUAGUUCUCUCUACUGUAAACUCUUCUAACCUUGUGUAGUUCUUCUUAGCACUCAUUUUAUAUUUAUUUGAGUAAUUCUUUAUCCUGUGAACUCCAAGAGAUAAAGAAGAGUUCCGUUAUUUUUUCUGGACAUUAUUGUAUCAUCACUGCCUAAAAACAAUGCCUGGCAUGGUGAUAAAUAUCUGUGAUUGAUAAAUAUUUGUUUCAUGAAGGAACCUGUGAGUGAAUUGAAUUUGGUUGGCGACAGGAAGGCCAGUACAAAGAUUCCUGCCUGCAGCCUCAAGUCCAAAUGCUGAAGGGGCCGGGUAGCUAAGGUAAACGGGUGAAGCAGACUGUGAGGAGCUUGAGUUGCUCUGGGCAACCAGAUAGAAUGUUCUGGACAGGUGCCUGCUUGGUGGAUGUUCUCUUGUUCCUUCCGUGGAGGCGGAUUCUUCUUACUCAGGGAUGUAGGCUUGAACUGUGGUAAAUAUCAAGGACUCCCCGGGAAGACAGGACUUAUGGAGUAGAGAAGACUGAGGAAACUUACACUACUCUUCAUUGAAGUCUUUCUAGAAUCCACAGCAAUGGUGACUGAAAGAGGAAAUCACGAGAUUUUAUUAACAGGUGCUGAAGAAAUAUUACUAGAAAGAUGGAGGCAAAGCUUCCCUUGCUUUUUGCUUCUGACUUGAAGAGUCACUAGAAGUCUCAGGCACUUCGGAAAUCUUGAGUGGGAAGAGGCAUUAUGGCAGGGAGGACCUUGUGGACCCAUGGAAAUCAAGAAAGCAUUGAUUUUCUGUGCAGAAUCCUGCAUUGCCUAAAACCCUGAGGCCUAUCUCCCAUAGCUUCGGUAGCUGUUCAGUCAGACAACUGUGUCUGAAUUAAUUCUGAAAAUAAUAGACCAGCCAUAAAGCAGCAUAAAAUAUUAUGAAACUAUUCCAGAAGUUCAGUAAUAUCUUUGGGACCUGCUCAUAGCCCAAGUUUGUGAAUACUUUUGUAGUUAAAAAAAUAUUUUUACUUUACUAGGGCAUUGCAAUUCUUUUCCAUCAGUGAAUUUCACUCUACAGUCUUUUCAGAGCAUCUCAUAAUCAGUCAACAAAAUCUAUUUCAAAUGUGUUUGUUACUAAGCAACGGUUGCUAAGAGCUUCUGUAAUUAAGAUGAAAGUUCCAAGGUAACAAUGCCCAAACACAGCACCAUUUUCACCAUUUUCUGAUAAUGCAGGAGGAGUAGGAUGGCUACAAGUGAAAGAAGAAUCUACUCUAUGGAAAGCAUGGCACCUGAAAUUUCUGAAGAUAUUGGCUGUUGUCUUCUAGCUUAUAUGAAAGAGAGUGUUUGUGUUUUACUAAUCAGCCAGUCAUUUUUUUCUUGUGUGGCUGAAAUGUACAUUCCAGACAUGAACAGGCCUGGUAAGGCAGAACGGAGAGCCGAGAAGGGCCUGAGGCCUCCCAGGGAGCUGGCUGGGGAGACCAGAAGGCUGCAAAGCUGGCCAACGCUUGCCAGGUGGCUGCGGAGAGUCAGCUUCAGUCUCUACAAGCCGUCCAUCCAGGCAGCUCCUGAACCAGAUCCAGGCAACUGGGCCAAGUCCCCAAGGCUGUCUCUGGGACCAGAAGGUAUAACCAAAGGGAAGCAUGGAUUUAAAUUCCAGGGCAUAAAAGAAAAGUUCAAUGUAUCUAAGAAGGUGCUGAAAAUGACUUUUUUGUAAAUGUCUAAAGGACACUGUCUUAUACCAAACCAUAUACAAUAAAAUUUUAAAUGAGCCUGAGUUCUGUUUCCAUCCGUGCCCUGUGGAGCACAUGUGACAUCAAAGGCAGCUCUGUAGGGUGCAGGGAGGAAGGAGUGUGCUUUUAUUUCUCAUUUUGGCACAAAUCCAUCAAACUAUUUUUGAUGGCUGGGAAACAAAACUUACAUUCCCUCUAAAUUCAUUGCAUUUGCCAGAUCCACCUUUGUUUUUCUACAGUGAUGGUUUCUACUUCUUCAAUCUUUGCAUUCCUCUUACUUUGAGGCUUUAUUUAGCAGGAAAAAGGCAAGAAUGAUGCUAGAUUUCAAGGGAAGCCUUAAAUAGCCCAGUUCAUUAAGCAGUCCCCUCUGCAACUUACCAUUUCUUCUCCCCAACCCCCAAUUUAAAACAGUUGUUUGUAAGACUUUUAAACAUGAACCAUCCCUCUCAUAGGAGUCUUAUGAUGUGAAAAGGAGCUGCUGGUUUCAUUUCAAUGUGGUGGGAACCCUUGGUGAUGAGCAAAUAUAGCUUCAACCUAAUGCAUGUGCACAGUGGCUGUGUGUGUGUGUGUGUGUGUGUAUAUGCAUGGUGUGUGUGUAUGCAUGGUACAUGUGUGUGUAUGUGUGUGCCUGUGAGCCUCUAGAGAUUCUGGAAUUCCAUUCAUCAUAAGAAUUAGAGAUGUCAGCAUUGCUUUCAGCAAUUCUGUCUCUUCUUUGCCACCACAGGACUGUUCCUUACGGCUUUUGAGAUGUUUCCUUCAUGAUCUGUCUUUGUGCUGCCUUGCCCCACCACCCCUCAACACUGCACUUCAGUGGAGACUGAUGCAGACGGUGCUGUUUCUAUUUCUUUUUCUUUUUUAGAGAUGUGGUCUUGCUCUGCUUCACAGGCUGGAGUACAGUCCUGUGAUCAUAGCUCGCUGCAGCCUCAAACUC